AUGGGAGUGCCAUCAUACUACCGGUGGCUGAGCCAGCGGUACCCCAAGGUUGUCAAGGAUGUGGUGGAGGACGAGGUGCAGGUGAUCAACGGGGUGGAGGUGCCCGUGGACACUAGCCAGCCCAACCCCAACGGCCUGGAGUUUGACAACCUGUACCUGGACAUGAACGGCAUCAUCCACCCCUGCUUCCACCCCGAGGACCGCCCAGCACCUACCACCGAGCAGGAGGUCUUCACCACCAUGUUUGACUACAUCGACCGACUGUUCGCCAUCGUGCGCCCGCGCAAGCUGCUCUACAUGGCCAUCGACGGCGUGGCGCCGCGUGCCAAGAUGAACCAGCAGCGGUCUCGGCGCUUCCGGGCGGCGCAGGAGGCGGAGGAGCGGGAGAAGGAGGAGGAGAAGCUGCGGGAUGAGUUUGCCAAGCAGGGCAUCAAGGUGCCCAAGAAGGAGAGCGCGGUGUUUGACAGCAACGUCAUCACCCCCGGCACGCCCUUCAUGCACCGCCUGUCUGUGGCCCUCCAGUACUACAUCCACCUCCGCCUCAACGCAGACCCGGGCUGGCGCGGCAUCAAGGUCAUCCUCAGCGACGCCAACAGCCCCGGCGAGGGCGAGCACAAGAUCAUGGCCUACAUACGCGAGCAGCGCGGCCUGCCCGGCUACAGCCCCAACACCCGCCACUGCAUCUACGGCCUGGACGCAGACCUCAUCAUGCUGGCGCUGGCCACCCACGAGCCGCGCUUUGCCAUCCUGCGGGAGGUGGGGUGCUGGCAGGGGUGGGGUGCCGGCAGGGGCGGGGUGGGGUGCUGGGGGGCGAGGGCAGGGAGAGAUGGGGGGGCCGGGAUGCAGGUGGGAGGCAUGUGGGUGGCCAAGAAGCCGUACCAGUUCCUGCUGGUCGGCGUGCUGCGUGAGUACCUGGAGCGAGACCUGCGCGUGCACACGCCCUUCCCCUGGGACAAGGAGCGCGUGUACGACGACUUU
This is a messenger RNA of Chlorella variabilis, 978 nucleotides long. RefSeq lists its product as hypothetical. Gene Ontology annotation, molecular function: RNA binding; 5'-3' RNA exonuclease activity. The transcript has 6 exons. Lineage: Eukaryota; Viridiplantae; Chlorophyta; Trebouxiophyceae; Chlorellales; Chlorellaceae. The annotation marks the transcript as partial. Gene Ontology annotation, cellular component: nucleus. The record is from RefSeq and is a predicted model, not a curated record. Gene Ontology annotation, biological process: nuclear-transcribed mRNA catabolic process.